CACUGAGAAUUAAGCUUGUAAUUUAUUUUAUAUAUAAUUCAUGUUUUUUUUUACUCAAUUUUGCUUCCCGUUGUAUAGCCGCUCAAUUUUCUUUUUGCUUGAUAUAUAUUGCCGCCCAACUUCUUCAUUCUCGCUCCAAAAUGCGGUCCAAUUUUCGUUUGGAAUGAUCUAUAUUGUCGCAAAAAAAAUGUUGAGAUAAGAAAAAGUGUUUUCUUGUUUGUUUUUAGAGUGGUAUUUUGUUUGGAUUGCUAAUAGUGUCUAUUAGUUGCAAAUUUUGAUAUCGCCAUUACUAUUAUCUAGUGCACUUUACUAAUUAUGAUUAAUUACAUGACAAAUUUGCGAAUCAUACAAAUUGAUUCAACAUUUUGACUAGUUUUUUUUAAUUAAGUAUAUAUAUAUAUAUAUAUAUAUAUAUAUAUAUAUAUAUAUGAUGUAGAAAGAAGUUGGUUAUAAAUUGUGAAAAAUAUUUUAAAUUAGUGUAAUAACAUGUGUAAGUUGGUAGUGAGUAAGGAGUUAGUAACUCGAUGCGCUAUCCCGUACAGCCCGCAACUUGCCCGGCCCGAUGAACCCGCAACCCGAUUGAACCCGAUCCCGAUUGAAUCCAAACCGAUGAACCCGCAACCGACGAACUCGAAAUCCAACUAACCUGCAACCUAAUUAAACCCGUCUCGACCCCUUCGAACGAUACCUAUAUCUAUAAGUGGUAUUUCUCCAAAAUUGCUAUUAUUGUUAGAAACGCGAAAGUUUUUAGUAUAGGCCUAAAAAAUAGUUGAAUAAUUUUUUUUUUUUAAUAAGUCGGUGGAGAAAUAUCCUAACAGCCCAUUCCUACAUACACAUUCUCCAAAUCCGAUUAGAACAUAGACGAGAGCAAACCGCCUCUCUCGCCCUCUAUCUCAGUGUCUCUUAUCUCUCAUCCCCACUCCUCCAGUUUUUCCUCUCCUUCUCCACUUUCGAUUCGUCUACGGAACAAGUCAGUAAUUAAUGAGGGUAAUUUAAAGUAACCCCCCGCUCGCUGCUCCGUCAUUCUUCUCUCUAAAACCCUCCGCCCCCAGCAAAACCUAGACAACCACCGCCGCCUCCCCAGUCCCCACCAACACAGUCACGAUCACACUGUUUCUUUCUCGACACACACAAACGAGCACGACGGAGACUAGGAUGGUGAUGAACAACAGACCGCUGAAACGAGCCAGGAGGAACAGGGUCACCGCCGAUCUACACGACUUCCUCACCUUUCCUGGCGAAGAGCUCAACUCUUCGUCGGAAUCGGCAGGAGGAGGGGGGCCCUUCAGGGAAACGGUGAAGGCCUUCCUCGCCCGCCACGCCCGACUCACUUCCCCGCCGUCCCUCUUCCCUUCACUCCUCACAUGGCAGACAGCCUUUCGUGUCGGCGAUCUAGUCGACGGACCAGAUCUCUCGCCGCUUGUUGUCGCGCUCGAUGUUGUCGAGGAAGAUGUUACCAGAUCUAGCGCAUCUGUUUACUGCAACCAGUGCCGAGUCGUAGGCUGGAGCAAUCAUCCGGUAUGCCGGAAACGUUACCAUUUCAUCAUAAGGGCGAAUGGUAGCCCUUCCGACGGCUUUCAGAAGCUGUGUAGCAGAUGUGGCAACUCCCUCCAACUCUCAGAGUCCAGGUGCAAGUGGUGCGACUUUGUGCUUACAACUGAUGAUUUGGCGGAGUGGGUUUACUCCCAGUUUGAGGACAGCUCUCACUUGCUUCACGGCGUCGUGCACUCCAAUGGAUAUGGUCACCUCCUCAGGGUCAACGGCAAAGAAGGUGGCUCUCAAACUCUCACCGGCACCCAUGUCAUGAACUUCUGGGAUAGGCUCUGCACUUCUCUCUCAGUCAGGAAAGUAUCUGUGAUGGAUGUGUCUCGCAAGUACGGUACAGAGUACAGGCUGCUUCAUGCCAUUACUAAAGGGCAUUCAUGGUAUGGCAACUGGGGUUAUGAAUUUGGCAACGGGAGCUAUGGCCUAACAUCAGAGACUUACCGACAAGUAGUUGAGACCCUUUCAAGCGUGCCAUUAGACCAGAUUUUGUUCCAUGGCCGUGGCCCACGGACAAGCUUGCAGGCUGCCAUCUCGUUCUACAAGUCAUUGUCCAACUCCGAGCUUCUGACCCUGAAAGACCUCUUUUCCUUCUUGCUGAGGCUGUUACAAGAAAGCAACAUGCCGACAUCAGAAUCCGUAUCAACAGUUAAACGUGAUUUGGGAGGCUGCCCUAGUUCAAGAGUGUUGUGUGCUUGGUCAAGGAAUGAUGUAGAAGAGUUGCAAGAGUCUAUGAUCAAGGUGUUGACAGCAGCAUCUAGUGAGACCAAGUGGGUAGCCAGGCACACACUUAAGGGUGUCAUGUGCAAAAGAGCUUCUCCUGAGCUUCUCGACUAUUCCCUCAAACACCUAGGAGGAAAGUUGGCAUCAAACUGCAUGAUGGUCCAGGCCCGAUGCAGCCCUAGCUCCUAUGAUGUGGAAUUCAGGCUGGAGCCUGUGUCUUCCGCACCAUUUCAAGCACUUGAGUCAAACUAUCCCUCAAGACAGCAGGUCAAAAGUGACCUGAAAUUCUUAUUUGAUUCAUUAGUCAAUCCUGAGACCAUGGUGCAGUACAGACCCUCGACUACAAGGCAAACAGUGAUUGACGCUGCAACUAAGCUUACCGACUGCAAAGAAUUUAUGAAGGACUUCAAACCUUACCAAAAGCUUGUAAAUAAUCCAUUAGGCAUUUACCUCAUGUGCCAGGUAGAGCUUUCUGACCAAUUCAAAGAGGAGAAUCAUCCAACAAUACCACCAGAACUACUGGUAUUGCCUUGGAAUGCUACGGUUGAGGACCUAAAGAAUGAAGCUGCUAAAGCAUUUCGGGAAGUAUAUGCCAUGUGUAAAAGGCUUCAGGUUGAUGCACUGCUUGACUAUGGCUUGGUUGAAGAUUCCUUUACCCUAAAAUUUCUGAUUGGAUCAACUGGAGCAGUGAAGGUGAAAGGGACAUGCCCCUCCAAGAGUGCAGUCAACCGUUACCGACUGGAGAGGGGCACAGAGAAUUGGACUGUAGAUUGCACAUGUGGGGCAAAGGAUGAUGAUGGCGAGAGGAUGUUGGCUUGUGAUUCCUGUGGUGUGUGGCAGCACACAAGGUGUAUUGGGAUUGAAAAUUGUGACCCAACUCCUGAUAAGUUCAUGUGUAUUAGAUGCAUGAACUUGUUGUCUCAUCAAAGGUCUGACCAAAAAUCAUCCUGCUCCAUUACUAAUACUGAGCAGUCAUCUAAAGGUUCUACCUCCCAAGACAAUGUCUCCACUUGCAGGGAAGCUGAAGCUGCGGCAGUAAAAGUAGAAAGUAAUGAGCUAACUGUAACUUUCAGUGUAGGCUAACCUGUAAAACUUCUUGUUGUAAAUCUUGUUUUUCUAGAGCAUGGUUUAGGAUUUGAGGAUUUCCUGUUCCGUUUUCUUUUACCUUUGAGAAAUGGAAGCUCUUCCUUAGUUUUGACUUCUGUACGUCGUUCAGUGAAUUGCUUUGUUUUAUAGUCGCCGUCCAUGGAAGUGAUCUCUAGUACACCUACCAAGCCAAUUCAGCUGUUUCAAACAAGAGGAUAUAUGAUUGCUAGAAUCGCAAGACAAUGUGCUCAGAGUUGUUACUCCUUGCGUAUCAUAAAUACCUCUUUAUUUAAUAUAUUCUUGUGCAACUUGUUGGAAACUUUGAAGAUUUACGCAGCUUCUGAUACAUUUCCUUGCCUGCUCUUACCUUAAGUGUCACAUAUGAACAGAAAGAAUACUAGACUUAAGACUCCAUAUAUAAGAUAGAUAUAAGCAGCACAGAAGUGAAUGAAACGACUUGCACCAUGUUGCUCUCACACAAUUAGCAGCAACUCAAUAAUCUAGUUUAAGACGAGGAGAAAUUUUCAUCAAUUGGUUCAUACACGGAUUAAAGCAGCGAUAUCAUCUCAAAUUUUCAGUUAAGAUGAGAAAGACACCAUCUCAUUUCCAUCCAAAUAACAAGCACAAACAGACAUGACACAAAACAAAAAAUCUACAUGUGCUCAAACAAUUACAAAGUCGGACACAAAAGGAACAUCCUAAUAUGUAGGGUUUGCAAGUUAUAACGUCGAACCUAUUCAUCCGCAAGUUUGCAACUACUUGCCAACUAGCAGUCCACAUGACUAGAUACGGGGAAAUCAAUGGUGGAGGAUAUCGUUCUGCGGGAAUGGAAAGCACUUAGAGCAGCAAAGAAAAAUGUUGCAUGAGCAUUGGCAAGAUUCCCACCCCCAUGACACAUAAUAUUGCAUAAAUGGUGUUAUUCAUUUCCUAGCAGAUAUUUAACGGUAGGAUACUAUUGGAAAUGAAGGGGCAUCCAAAUCUAAUUGGUUAACUAGCUUGAUCACCAUGGUACGUCCAAAACAAACUUCUUAUACAUGAGCAAUCAAUAACUGCAUACUCAGGACUCCUUGCAGCCGGUGGGGGUUGCAGAAAACAAUUAAUUCGACUUGCUUAAGAAUUGACAGAUAAUAACGAGAGCAUAAGAAUAUAAUUAGCAGUUGGAUUAAGAAUUAUUGCCCUAAUUCUUAACUCAAAUGUCGGCUCUGUCCUAGAUCUAAGAACUCCCAAGUGCAGCUUCCUUUACAAAGGGAGCUUCUUACGAUCAUUUAGGUUCCCCUAUAGUUGAAGGGCCAAACAGCGAAUUAUUUUUGUUCAUUCAUUCUUCCAAAUUCAAACCAGCAGAGGCAAUAUUGUGACAAGAUAGAACAAGCAACAGAAAAAUACACAUAAUGUCCUGUAACUCCAGAUGAAAUCAAGUUGGAUACAGAGAAGAUCGUAAUCAAGAUAUUUAAUUGGA
Linum trigynum is the source of this 4807-nucleotide messenger RNA. Lineage: Eukaryota; Viridiplantae; Streptophyta; Magnoliopsida; Malpighiales; Linaceae. The record is from the annotation of a GenBank genome assembly.